This is a messenger RNA of Arvicanthis niloticus (Nile rat), 1615 nucleotides long. Its product is annotated as sterol O-acyltransferase 2-like. Gene Ontology annotation, biological process: cholesterol homeostasis; cholesterol metabolic process; cholesterol efflux. Gene Ontology annotation, molecular function: fatty-acyl-CoA binding; cholesterol O-acyltransferase activity; cholesterol binding. Gene Ontology annotation, cellular component: endoplasmic reticulum membrane. The record is from RefSeq and is a predicted model, not a curated record. NCBI's taxonomy places the organism in Eukaryota, Metazoa, Chordata, Mammalia, Rodentia, Muridae.
AUGGAGCCAAAGGUGCCCCAGUUGCGGAGGAGAGAAGGGCUGAGAGAGGAGCCGGAGAAGGGAACCCGUGGAGAAGGGAACUCGACGACGCACAGAACCCCAGACUUGGUGCAAUGGACCCGACAUAUGGAGGCUGUGAAGACACAGUUUCUGGAGCAAGCACAGAGAGAGUUGGCAGAGCUGUUGGAUCGGGCCAUAUGGGAGGUUGUGCAAGCCAACCCCAAACAAGACAGACCUCUUCCCUCCACUGCCUCAGAUUCUACAAGCAAGACCCAAGAAUUACACCCUGGGAAACGGAAAGUUUUUGUCACCCGCAAGUCACUGCUCGAUGAGCUAAUGGAGGUGCAACAUUUCCGAACCAUCUACCACAUGUUCAUAGCAGGUCUAUGUGUCUUGAUCAUCAGUACCCUGGCCAUCGACUUCAUUGAUGAGGGCAGGUUGAUGCUGGAGUUUGACAUACUCAUCUUCAGCUUCGGACAGCUGCCCUUGGCGCUGAUGACAUGGGUACCCAUGUUCCUGUCCACGCUGCUAGUGCCCUACCAGACCCUGCGGCUGUGGGCCAGGCCGCGCGCAGCGGGCGCCUGGGUGCUGGGGGCCAGCCUGGGCUGCGUUCUGCUGGCUGCCCACGCCGCGGUGCUCUGCGUUCUGCCGGUGCACGUGUCAGUAAAGCAUGAGCUUCCACCCGCCUCGCGCUGCGUGCUUGUCUUUGAGCAGGUCAGAUUCCUGAUGAAAAGCUACUCCUUCCUGAGAGAGACUGUGCCUGGCAUCUGCUGUGUCAGAGGAGGGAAGGGCGUCUGCACCCCGAGUUUCUCCAGCUAUCUCUACUUCCUCUUCUGCCCUACACUUAUCUACAGAGAGACAUACCCCAGGACACCCAGCAUCAGGUGGAACUAUGUGGCCAAGAACUUUGCCCGGGCCCUGGCUGUUUUGCUCUACGCCUGCUUCAUCCUGGGACGUCUCUGUGUCCCUGUCUUUGCCAAUAUGAGCCUGGAACCCUUCAGUACCCGGGCUUUGCUGCUGUCCAUCUUGCAUGCCACAGGGCCAGGCAUCUUCAUGCUGCUCCUCAUCUUCUUCGCCUUCCUGCACUGCUGGCUCAACGCCUUCGCCGAGAUGCUGCGGUUUGGAGACAGGAUGUUUUAUCGGGACUGGUGGAACUCUACUUCCUUCUCUAACUACUACCGCACCUGGAACGUGGUGGUCCAUGACUGGUUGUACAGCUACGUGUAUCAAGAUGGGCUGUGGCUCUUAGGCAGGCAGGCUCGCGGAGUGGCCAUGCUAGGAGUGUUCCUGGUGUCUGCGGUGGUUCAUGAAUACAUCUUCUGCUUCGUCCUGGGGUUCUUCUACCCAGUCAUGCUGAUGCUUUUCCUUGUGGUCGGGGGGCUGCUGAACUUCACCAUGAACGACAGACACACAGGUCCAGCCUGGAAUGUCCUGAUGUGGACCUUACUCUUCCUGGGCCAGGGCAUCCAGGUCAGCCUAUACUGCCAGGAGUGGUACGCUCGGCGGCACUGUCCCUCACCCCAGACAACAUUCUGGGGACUGGUGACACCCCGCUCUUGGUCCUGCCAUCCCUAGGAGUCAAUGCUUCAUGCUGUACAGACGACGGGCAUCAAGC